Molecule: messenger RNA, 1188 nt
Organism: Colletotrichum abscissum
Lineage: Eukaryota; Fungi; Ascomycota; Sordariomycetes; Glomerellales; Glomerellaceae
Exons: 4
Coding region: 1-1188 (395 amino acids)
Biological process (GO): adenylate cyclase-activating G protein-coupled receptor signaling pathway
Cellular component (GO): plasma membrane
Molecular function (GO): G protein-coupled receptor activity
Source: RefSeq, a predicted model, not a curated record
AUGGCUUCAGCAAAGGUGGACUUGGCAGUCGCAAUACCCACCUUCAUCGGAUCUGUCUUGUCGGCCCUUUUUACAUUUGCCGUCCUAAUUUUGCAUUUUAUUUCUCCUCCGAGACGCCGGCAUGUCCGCCAUGCGCUCAUUGUUAAUCUUCUACUAUCCGACUUUGUCGACAUGGUGAACAAUACUGUAACUGGUAUCAUAUUACUGAGGGAUGGCCCUCUUGACCAAGCACUUCCUGCCGGAGGAUGUACCAUGAAUGCGUGGGUGGGCCAGCUUACAGUUCAAACGACGGAUUUCAAUAUCUUGUUCAUCUCGAUAACGGUCCUUCUCACUGUAAACAAGAAUCAUCUGCUGCAAGAUUCUUCACUACGACGAAUCCUUGUUGUAUGUCUCUGUGCAUGGAUACCGGGCAUUAUCACUAGCUUCACUGCCCUUGGAUUGCAUAUAUAUGGCCCAGUGGGUGGGAAUUGGUGCUGGAUUCAGAAGAAGUAUCCCGUUUACCGUUGGGCAUUAUCCUUUGGGUGGCGCCUCUUGAUAUUCUUCUUGACAGUCGGCAUCUAUACAGCCAUUUACAUCAAACUGAGACGAUUAUUCGGCCGCUUCCGGUUUUCGGAAAAUUCUAUCGAAGCUAUCACCACAGGCAGGAGCCGCCGCACACAAACUAUACCAUCAUCCGGCGAAGAUCAGAAACCUCCCACGGAGCAGUAUAUCAUGAAGACGACGUCGUUCACCGUUUCACACGACCAGGAGGACAAUCGAGGCUUGGCUAGCGAUUCGUCAUCAACAGCACCGAUCAACGACCGGAACGAUCAGACCGACGACCUGAACUUUGCGUCAUCACACAACGCAGCUAUUGGAGGAGAUCAUACCGCAGGCUUGGGAGAACCGGACGUGUGUACCGACCCGCCAAAGCUCCCACCACCACCAAACCUGCGGCGUAUGCUGUUAUUGAACGGUUACCCGAUCGGCUAUCUCAUUCUCUGGACACCUGGGAUUGGCUGGGGAGAAGCAGAAUAUCUUUGUGAGAACGAAAAGCCACAAGUUUUCACACCUGUGGAGUCUGUGGCGCCCGAACAUGAGAUCCAGACCGAUAACAUACUCGUCGCCAAGAGAAUACAGUACGAUCACAUCAACCAGAUUAGCACCGCUGGAUAUGUCAUGAUGGAAGAGAACAUUGAUACAGAUUAG